Messenger RNA from Solenopsis invicta (red fire ant), 918 nucleotides. RefSeq lists its product as uncharacterized. The coding region runs from base 1 to 918 and encodes 305 amino acids. Gene Ontology annotation, molecular function: nucleic acid binding. The transcript has a single exon. The record is from RefSeq and is a predicted model, not a curated record. NCBI's taxonomy places the organism in Eukaryota, Metazoa, Arthropoda, Insecta, Hymenoptera, Formicidae. Gene Ontology annotation, biological process: DNA integration.
AUGCAAGACCGCUUUACGAAGUGGGUCGAAUUAAGCCCACUCCGGCGAGCAACCGCGGCGCAACACGUCACCGACCGCAUCGUCUACUGGCACGGAUGUCCCCGGCAGGUCAUCUCGGACAACGGUAGGCCGUUCAUCGGGCGACCAAUGAAAGCCCUGUUACAGGAGCUAGGGAUAGAACACCGUACCACACCAGCCUACGCACCCCACUGUAACCCCGUUGAACGGACCAACCGGACGAUUAAGACGAUGGUAGCACAGUUCGUGGGGAACAACCACCGACUGUGGGACCAACAACUAGGCGCACUGCAGUUCGCCUACUAUACGGAUCCGCACGACGCCGGAUACUCGCCCGCCUACUUAAACCACGGGCGCGAAUUAGAGGAACCGACCGGGCUCCGCGAUCAACGGCCAGUACCGGCAACAGCACCAACCGCCAAUCAACGACGACUAGAGGAGGCUUACGAGGUCGUGCGUACCAAUCUGGCACGUGCCUUCAACCGGCAAGAACGGCACUACAAUCUACGAAGGCGAGCAUGGAAACCGGCAUUAGGGGACACCGUAUGGAAGCGAGAACAUCUGCUAUCCAAUAAGGGCCAGGGGUUUAAUGCAAAGUUAGCCCCUAAGUAUGCCGGACCGUUCGAAGUCCGCAAAAUACACUCCCCCGUGAUCGUGGACAUCCGAGACCCGCAGGGCAAAUGGCACCGUCGAGUCCACGUGCAAGACCUUAAGCCUGGCACACGAGGAGCCGCUACCGAACAAACCGAUACCGAGGAUGACGGAGACGACCGAGCAGACGACAACCGAGCAGACGACGACCGUGCAGACGACGACCGGGCAGAUGACGACCAAGCAGAAGAUACCCACGGCAACCAUGAAACAGCAGAAUCCGAUGCCGAUGACCCUGCCAGGAGUUGA